CACGACGAACGUUCGAGUUUGAAGCCAGUUGGUUGCGCUGACGAUGGGAGUGACUGACAAGAGCGUAGCUUGCGUGGGGCUGGGGCUAGUAGUGCUGUCGUACUGGCUGUGGAGAUCUCCGUGGACGGUCGUGGGUUACAUCGCCCUUGCUCUGGUUGUGCUGGUCUUGGGCGUUAUGCUGUGGAUUGUCUGGGUUCUGGUGUGUAUAGAGGCUUUUUUUAAGCGGCCAACGGUAGUCGCCGCCCCCCUAAAGUCCCCCCCAGCUGAAACACCCAAGCACUCAAAGGCCAGCCUUGGGAGCCUACUGGGAUGUAUUGGAGGCGCAUUGAAAGGGAUUCAAAGCGUUGAGUCCUGGUGCCAUAGAAGGCGAAAGCGAUUAAAACAGCCAAGACCCCCCUCCAUGCCCCCUGCUCUUUCGCAGCUGCCUCCAGUCGUCCAGUGUGUUGUUUGUUUAGAAUUGGUGCCAAUCGCAGACUGUGCGAGUUGCACAGGGUGCCCGAUGGCUUGCUGCGGGAUUUGUAUGGAGAAAUACCUCUGCCUUAAAGUCACAAGUGACCACCAAAUGCACCUUGGGUGCCCCAGCUGUUCAGCUGCACUGGGUGCAGCUACACUGAAGCGAUUUAUGAGUCCGUACUUGCAACAAAAGUUGGUCGAAUUGGAGCAGUCCCACCGCUCGUUCAAGUGCCCCAAGUGCCACAGCGACAAGAGUAUCGUCAUCCCUAGUGGGUACAUUUCAAGGCGAAGUUUGACCUGCACCCAGUGCAAGUCUUGUUGGUGCAUCGACUGCGGCCUGAAAUACCACUACUUUGCCACGCAAGCAUGUGGUUCAUUCCGCAAGUGGCGGGCGAAACACCGCGUGAAGGCGUGCCCAAACUGCACGCGGUUCAUCGAAAAGGUCGAUGGGUGCAACCACAUGACGUGCACCCAGUGCAAGUUCCAGUUUUGCUGGGUUUGCUCGACCAAGUGGACUCUCCUACACAAGUGCACGCCGCGCUGGUUUGCUGGCUAACAAGAUCCAAGCCAAUCCCUUAAUACUAAGUCAGUACAGUACUACAAAACCCUGUAUACUACGUAUUAAUAGUACUACGAAG
Aphanomyces astaci is the source of this 1091-nucleotide messenger RNA. RefSeq lists its product as hypothetical. Gene Ontology annotation, cellular component: ubiquitin ligase complex; cytoplasm. The transcript has a single exon. Gene Ontology annotation, molecular function: zinc ion binding; ubiquitin protein ligase activity; ubiquitin conjugating enzyme binding. The coding region runs from base 44 to 1009 and encodes 321 amino acids. The record is from RefSeq and is a predicted model, not a curated record. Gene Ontology annotation, biological process: positive regulation of proteasomal ubiquitin-dependent protein catabolic process; ubiquitin-dependent protein catabolic process; protein polyubiquitination. NCBI's taxonomy places the organism in Eukaryota, Oomycota, Saprolegniomycetes, Saprolegniales, Verrucalvaceae.